Messenger RNA from Brassica rapa (field mustard), 758 nucleotides. RefSeq lists its product as uncharacterized. The record is from RefSeq and is a predicted model, not a curated record. Lineage: Eukaryota; Viridiplantae; Streptophyta; Magnoliopsida; Brassicales; Brassicaceae. Gene Ontology annotation, cellular component: chloroplast envelope.
AACAAGAAGCACACGAACACAAUCCGAAAGCUAACCACAAAGCUUCUCACUUUCACUUUCACAAUCACAUAAACCUUUCUUUCUAAUCCUAUCCAGAAAGAAGAUAAUCGUUUUAGGUGAAAAAUGGCGAAGAAAGGAGGAGGAGGAGGAGCAACACUCGCCGAGGACGCACCGUGGCGAGUCUCCUCAGUAAAGCCAGUCCCUCGAAUCAGCCGCUCACCUGUUCUCUCCAUCUCUCAAAGCCCAGAGACCGAUUACGCCAUUGCCGUCAUGAAGCAUCCGAAUCCAGUAGGAGGUGGUUUGGCGAUGGAAGCAGUGCUUGAAUCUGCAGGACCUGAAUGCGUUGUUCCUGGUCAAGUCACGCCUCUUCGCCUUCUUGGUGUUAAGGUGUGGCCUGUUGAAGUUGAUCUUAAGUUCUUGGAACCUGUGGGGAAAGAGCUGAAGAUGCUUGGGAAGUUCAUGGAUAAUGCUGUGGACCUGAUGAAUAAGUCCUUCAUCGACCGUUAAGCACAACUGGUUUGGUUAUGUACUUGUCAAGGUUCUUCUACGGCUAGAGUUUUGGAAUUGCGGAACUUAUUACAGGCAGAUAAAGAUAUAUGAUCUGAGCAAAGUUGAAUAUGGUGUGUGUAUAGAGAGGAUUAUCUCCUUUGAAUAUUGUUACAGAAAAAAAUCUAUAUGCUAUCAAAUCAUUGGUUUGAAUUACUGUUUUUUUAAGAAUAAUAUUCUUAAAGUUUCAUCCAAUGUUCUUCAAGCUUUUA